Messenger RNA from Bursaphelenchus xylophilus (pine wood nematode), 2201 nucleotides. The record is from the annotation of a GenBank genome assembly. Lineage: Eukaryota; Metazoa; Nematoda; Chromadorea; Rhabditida; Aphelenchoididae.
AUGAGACACAAGAAUUAUGUGAUAUUGCUUCUUUUGUUGCUAUCGACCUCUGCUAGUCAAGGUUUUUAUGUUCCUGGUGUAGCGCCGAAUGAAUUCAAGAUUGGGGAUGUAAUUGAAGUUAAGGUAUUGUCGUUUUUCAUGUUCCAUUUGUUCUUUUCGUGUUCUAAAAAAAAGUUCUACUAUUCAGGGUAUAAAAUUAACGAGCAUCAAGAGUGUGGUCCCAUAUGAGUACUACAGCUUGCCGUUCUGCAAGCCUAAUGGGCAGGUUCAUUACAAAUCUGAAAACCUUGGGGAAGUCAUGAGAGGCGACCGGAUUGUCAACACGCCCUUCGAUGUUUACAUGAAGACAGAUAGUAAAUGCCAAACAUUAUGCCCAGCCAACAAGGAGAAAAAGACGUUGACCGUAGAAGAAACAAACUUGCUAAUCAGGAGAAUUCAUGAAGAUUAUCAUGUGCAUUUGUGAGUUUCUUGAAGCCUCGGUUAGUUACUCUUUAGACUGGUCGACAAUUUGCCCUGCGCUACAAUGUAUGAAGUGCCCGAAAAGCCAGGAGAAUAUUUUUAUGACAAUGGCUACAGAAUUGGAUGGACUGAAGGGGAAAAGACUUAUGUAUAUAAUCAUCUGGAACUGGUUCUCAAAUACCACGAACCCACUGCAGGAGUACACAGAGUAGUCGGCUUCGAAGUUAGACCAAAGUCUAUCAAUGCCGACUCUUUCGAAAUUAGUGGAGAUCGAGUAAGUUCAUUGUUUUAUAUUUAGCUCUUGUAGAAAUGUUCCAUUGGAGCUUCUCCCUCCUUCCAAGAGUUGAAAAAGGAUAGUGAGAACACUAUUGUGUGGAGUUACAGUGUGAAAUGGGAGGAGUCUUCUGUUCCUUGGGCCAGCCGGUGGGACAUCCUGCUGAAGAGUACUGACGUCCAGAUCCAUUGGUUCUCCAUCCUCAACUCUCUUGUAGUUGUUGCUUGCUUGGCCGGGUUCUUGAGUGUCAUUAUUAUCAGGACCGUCAGGAAGGAUAUCUCGAAAUAUAAUCGUGCGGAUGACCUGGAAGACGCUUUGGAAGAAACCGGGUGGAAAUUGGUUCAUGCCGAUGUCUUCAGACCACCGAGAUAUCACAUGCUUCUGGUCAAUUUUGUUGGAACUGGAAUACAAAUUAUUGGAAUGGUUGUGGUUACAGUUAGUAAGUAAUUUUUAAAAGUUAUUCUGUCUUUGGGACUGUAGUAAAAUAUGAUUUAUUAUAGCUUUUGCCAUGCUUGGUAUGUUGUCGCCGUCCAGUAGGGGAUCUUUGACGUCGGUGGCCAUCUUCCUCUACUGUUUUAUGGGCUUGGUUGCUGGAUAUCAUUCCGGACGUUUGUAUAAGACCUUCAAGGGAGAAAAACCAAGAAGUUGUGCCUUCAGAGUAAGUAGAAAAGAGUUUAAUAAUAAUAGUUUGUAUCGUUUAGACGGCUACCCUGUUCCCAACGGUUGUUUUGGGCACUGGAUUCGUGAUUAACUUCUUUUUGAUUGGAAAACACUCUUCUGGAGCUGUAAGUCUUUCAUGGAGAUUGUUUAUAUGUUCAGAUUCCGUUCACAACGAUGAUUGCUCUUUUAUUCUUAUGGCUGGGGAUUGAUCUUCCUCUUGUCUUCAUCGGAUUCCAUUUCGGAUAUAGAAAGCAACCUUACUCUCAUCCAGUGCGGACUAAUCAGAUUCCCCGUCAAGUCCCAGAUCAGCCAUGGUAUCUGAAGACUUUGCCUUGUGCUCUGAUCGCUGGAGUUCUUCCAUUCGGUGCUGUCUUCAUUGAAUUGUAUUUCAUCUUCUCAGCCAUCUGGGAGAAUCAAUUCUAUUAUCUGUUCGGCUUCCUUUGGCUGGUUGUGGGAAUUUUAUUUGUCUCCUGCACCCAGAUCGCCAUUGUGGUCACCUACUUCCAGUUGUGUGCGGAGAAUUACCAUUGGUGGUGGAAGUCGUUUAGUGUCAGCACUGGGUCAGCUCUUUAUGUAUUCGCCUACUCGGUGUACUAUUACUACACCAAGGUAAGCACACUUUUGUGUGGAGUUAGAAGGUGUAAUGUUUUUAUUUUAGCUCUCAAUCGAAGGAUUUGUUCCGACUUUGCUCUACUUUGUGUACAGUUCUCUCAUCUCCAUCACCUUCGCCGUUCUCACUGGAACGGUGGGCUUCUAUGCCGCGUACUUCUUUCUGCGACGUAUAUAUGGUGCCGUUAAAGUGGAUUGA